UACUCGCGUAUGUACGAUUAACAAGAUGCGAUCCGAACUGUGUUAGUGCAGUCGAUGCGGGAAUUGUUUUCAGAGGACUGGAAUGCCGCUGGUUUGUCAAUAUUUUUGAAUCGAUCUCAAUGAAUUGCGGUGUGAAUUUUCAGUGUCAUCAUUGUACGAUGUGCGUGACAGUUCAACAGUAAAAAUAAAGCGGAAAUUGGAUACCGGAACCGCAGCGGAAACUACCAGGUUUUAGUUCAAUUGGCAUUCCCCUCAAUGUGGCGGUGAGGAUGAAAAAGUUCCAAACAAGGAUGGAAAAGAGUAUAGUGGCCGUAGUGGCUAUAUUAGCCACGAUAAAUUUCACUUACUCAGAGACAGUUUCGGUUAUACCCCACGAUGCACACCCGGGUUACAACGUAAAAAAGUUCUCCCCAGGGACAAAUCUUAGCUUUAAAUUAUUAGAUUCAGGAUUUUCUCAAUUUUUUACUAUGCUCGAAGAUGGUUCCAUAAUGACGGUUUCAGACGUCAGUCCCCUAGUGAACAGGCCCAUAGACCUCAUGGUAUUGGAGGAUAAGGGUAACGCUUCCGAGACUCAUCUCCUCCAGUUGUACGUCUUAGACAGGCGGAACAUCUUGAGUUUCAAGAUGGAAACUGAAGAGGAAAUCAUGGGACACAUAUCGGAGAACUCCAAGACAGGUACAAGAGUCAGUGGUAUCCCACUACUUCAAGCUGCCAGUGGUCUAAACUUAGUUCCUAUCACUUAUUCCAUAAUAGCCGGAAACACAGGUCAUGCUUUCGAGCUGCAAAGCAGUAUCGACAACCAAACCCUCUCCAAUAUCACCAUUUCGAAUUACACGGGUGGUGUGUACAUAGUUUCUGCUCAAGUUUUAGAUAGGGAAGAGACCAGCAGGUAUGUUCUGACGAUCCAAGCUUCCGACCCCAGUGACAUCAACAAAGCUGUGGUCAAUAUCGUUAUAGAGGUUGAGGAUGAGAAUGAUAACAGUCCUGUUUUUACGCAGAAAGUAUACAGGUUUGUGGUUGGUGAUGACUCGAUGGAAGGCGACAAUGUAACGACGGCUUGGAAGAGAUUUUCCUCGGUGGGUAAAGUUGAAGCUACAGAUGCAGAUGGCGACAAGAUCGCCUACAGGCUAGCUACACCUACUAACUACCUUGUAAUAGUACCACAAACCGGUGACCUCUUGCUUUCCGAAGAACCAAUCUACGAAACUGACCUCGAACUAAUUGUAGAAGCUCACGAUCUCAGGACACCAAGUAGAACUUCGCCUAGGCCGGCUCAAGUACUCUUCCAUUUCAAACCUCCAGAGCCUUCCAAGGUGGAGCUUGUCCUUGAUUUACAGAAACUGGAAGAACGCGAGAUGCAUAGGGCUAAAAGGAGGGUUACAAGGGCUGUGCGUCCUACGAAACGUAUAGAAUUUACGGAAACUGACGGUGAUACGGAAGGUAGAAACGUUUUUCAGCUAGAGAAAGAAACAGAUAGGGAGACCUUCAAGAUUCGCGAUGAGAACCCUUGGGUUACUGUCGAACCUAAUGGUGCUGUAAGGGUUAAGAAGAAGUGGGACUACGAGGAGUUGGGACCAGAGAAGACGAUCGACUUCUGGGUAACCAUCACCAAUGCAGAAAAAGGCGGAAUAAGAUAUACCGACAACCAGAGAGUCAUAAUCCACGUCAGAGACAUCAACGACGAGCCUCCCUACUUCAUCAACCGCCCCUUACCGAUGCAGGCGGUGGUGCAACUGAACGCCGCCCCCAACACCCCCGUCUUCACCCUUCAGGCCAGAGACCCAGACACCGAUCACAACAUCCACUACUUCAUAGUGCGCGACAGGACCGGCGGCAGGUUCGAAGUGGACGAGAGGUCUGGAGUUGUCAGGACGAGAGGUACGGACCUGUUCCAGCUGGACAUGGAGUAUGUGCUCUACGUCAAGGCUGAAGAUCAGAAUGGCAGGGUUGACGAGAGGAGGUUCCAGUCUACUCCUGAAGAACGGCUUUCGAUUGUUGGUGGCAAGAGGGCGCCACAGUUCUACAUGCCGAGUUAUGAGGCGGAGAUACCUGAAAAUCAGAAGAAAGAUUCGGACAUAAUAUCCGUGAAAGCCAAAUCUUUUGCUGACAGAGAAAUAAGGUAUACCUUAAAAGCGCAAGGGCAAGGAGCUGGUACUUUCAAUAUCGGCCCAACAUCUGGAAUUGUGAAAUUGGCGAAAGAAUUGGAUUUCGAGGACCUGAGGCAACCUCAUGUUUAUUCACUCACUGUUACUGCUACCGAGGAUUCUGGUGGAUUUUCUACUUCGGUGGAGUUAACUAUACGAGUCACCGACGUAAACGACAAUGCACCAAAGUUCGAACUACCAGAUUACCAAGCUCACAAUGUGGACGAAGACAUUCCUCCUGGCACCAGCAUCCUCAAGGUCAAAGCAAUGGACGCAGACAGUGGUGCUAACGCAGAAAUCGAAUAUCUGGUUUCUGACGACCAUUUCAGUGUGGAUCCAAGCGGCAUAAUAUCCAACAACAAACAAUUAGACGCCGAUAACAACAAUGCCUAUUAUGAAUUCGUCGUAACAGCUAAAGACAAAGGUGAACCAGCUAAAACUGGAACGGCAACUGUAAGAGUUUACACCAAGAAUAAAAACGACGAAGAACCAAAGUUUUCUCAACAAGUAUACACUCCUAACGUUGACGAAAAUGCAGGUCCCAAUACUUUAGUAACUACAGUUGUAGCAUCAGAUAAGGAUGGAGACAAUGUGAGAUUUGGUUUUGUUGGUGGUGGUACAAGUGCCGGACAAUUUGUAAUAGAAGAAAUAACUGGUGUCAUAAGAUUACACAGUAAAUCAAUAACUUUGGACAGAGACAAGUAUGAAUUGAAUGUGACAGCCAUGGAUGACGGCGCUUGUUGUGUGAAUGGUGAAUCCACAAUUCACACUAGCACAGCUGUUGUGGUGGUAUUCAUUACUGAUGUAAAUGACAACAAGCCAAUAUUCAAAGAUUGUGGCACUUACUAUCCAAAAGUAGAGGAAGGUGCACCAAAUGGUUCACCUGUAAUAAAAGUACACGCCACUGACGAAGACAAAGGUGUGAAUGGACAAGUUAAAUAUUCUAUAGUACAACAGCCAAAUCAAAAGGGUACGAAAUUCACUGUAGACGAGGAGACUGGAGAAGUGACUACCAACAAAGUAUUCGACAGAGAAGGAGAUGAUGGUAAAUUUGUAUCUAUCACUGUCAAGGCUACUGAUCAAGGCGAACCGUCAUUAGAAGGAGUUUGUUCGUUUACUGUUGAGAUAACUGAUGUUAAUGAUAAUCCACCGCUUUUUGACAGACAGAAAUACGUGGAAAAUGUCAAGCAAGACGCAAGUAUAGGAACAAAUAUUCUCAGGGUAUCUGCAUCUGAUGAAGAUGCGGACAACAAUGGUGCCAUUGUAUAUUCACUUAGUAGUGCAGAUAGCCAGAGAGCUGAUCUUGAGUACUUUGAAAUACAACCCGAAUCAGGGUGGAUAGUUUUGAAAAAACCUCUAGACCGGGAGACCUACAAGUUGGAGGCCACUGCCCAAGACAAAGGCUUUCCCCCCUUGUCCCGAUCUGUGGAGGUGCAGAUAGACGUGGUGGACCGCGCGAACAACCCUCCCGUCUGGGAUCACGUGGUGUACGGUCCGAUCUUCAUUCGGGAGAACCUCCCGGUCGGGGCUAAGGUUGUGUCAGUCAAGGCAAGCUCCGGAAUCGAGAACAAUCCAACGGUAUUUUACCGUUUGAUGCCUGGAUCUACUGCGCAGACGAACAAGUUUCACACCUUCUAUUUGCAACAGAGGCCUGACAAUGGUUUUACAUGGGCUGACAUCAAAGUCAAUCACCCACUUGACUAUGAAACUAUAAAGGAAUAUAAUCUUACCAUACGUGUAGAGAAUAAUGGGGCACAACAGUUGGCUUCUGAAGCAACCGUUUACAUUCAAUUGGAAGAUGUGAAUGACGAAAUACCCCUUUUUACUGAGAGAGAACAGGAAACAGUGUUAGAAGGAGAACCCAUAGGAACAAAGGUCACUCAAGUGAAUGCCAUAGAUAAGGAUGGAACUUUUCCUAAUAAUCAGGUGUAUUAUUAUAUCGUGGAUUCUCCGCGUAAUGAAGGCAAAGACUUUUUCGAAAUAAACAAAGAAACGGGCGAAGUGUUCACGAAAGUUGUUUUCGAUAGGGAGAAGCAGGGAGCUUACGCUCUCGAAGUGGAGGCUAGAGAUGGGGCACCUUCUGCCAGACCGAACAGCGAUAACGAGCCAAAUUCAGUCACCAAAUUCAUUCGAAUUGGAAUCGCUGAUAAGAAUGACAAUCCUCCUUAUUUUGAUAAGGCCUUAUACGAGGCGGAAGUCGACGAAAAUGAAGAUAUUCAACAUACCGUACUUACUGUCACCGCCAAAGAUCACGAUGAAUCAUCUCGUAUUCGAUACGAGAUCACAAGCGGUAACAUAGGAGGAGCCUUUGCUGUCAAAAAUAUGACAGGCGCUAUUUACGUGGCAGGUGCAUUAGAUUACGAGACGAGAAAACGGUAUGAGUUACGUUUGGCUGCGUCGGAUAACCUGAAAGAGAACUAUACGACCGUUGUGAUACACAUCAAAGAUGUCAACGACAACCCCCCAGUCUUCGAAAAACCUACCUACCGAGCUCAGAUCACAGAAGAAGACGACAGGAACUUGCCGAAGAGCGUUCUAAGGGUUAUGGCCACGGACGGAGAUAAAGACAGGCCUCACAACAUCGUCUACUUCCUGACAGGCCAAGGCAUCGAUCCGGACAAUCCUGCCAACAGCAAAUUUGACAUCAACAGAACCACUGGGGAGAUAUUUGUACUGAAGCAACUCGAUCGAGAUCAGCCAAACGGUCGACCGCAGUGGCGUUUCACAGUUUUCGCCCAAGACGAAGGAGGAGAAGGUCUAGUAGGCUACGCCGACGUUCAAGUGAAUCUCAAGGACAUCAACGACAACGCCCCCAUAUUCCCUCAAGGUGUCUACUUCGGCAACGUGACAGAAAACGGUACAGCAGGUAUGGUCGUCAUGACAAUGACAGCUGUGGACUACGACGACCCAUCUGAAGGCACGAACGCCAGGCUCACGUAUUCCAUAGAAAAGAACGUGAUAGAAGAAGAAACGGGCUCUCCGAUAUUCGAAAUAGAAUCAGAAACUGGCGUUAUCAAAACCGCAGUGUGUUGCUUGGACAGGGAAAGAACUCCAGAUUAUUCGAUACAAGUGGUCGCGAUGGACGGUGGUGGAUUGAAAGGGACAGGUACCGCGUCAAUUCGCGUCAAGGACAUCAACGACAUGCCGCCGCAGUUCACUAAAGACGAGUGGUUCACAGAAGUGGACGAAACGGACGGUACUGCUCUACCCGAAAUGCCAAUUUUGACGGUGACUGUACACGACGAGGACGAAACAAACAAGUUCCAGUAUAAGGUCAUAGAAAACAGCGGGUACGGUGCUGAUAAGUUCACAAUGGUGAGGAACAACGACGGUACGGGAUCGCUCAAGAUAGUCCAACCUUUAGACUACGAGGAUUUGCUCCAGAGUAACGGAUUCAGGUUUAGGAUACAGGUGAACGACAAGGGCGAAGAUAACGAUAAUGACAAGUAUCACGUGGCGUACUCUUGGGUUGUUGUCAAGUUGAGAGAUAUCAACGACAACAAGCCUCAGUUCGAGAGGCCGAACAUAGAAGUUUUGGUUUAUGAGAAUGCGGAGGUUGGUAAGAGUUUGGAAACGUUCAAGGCUACUGAUCCUGAUCAAGGUGGUAAGAGCAAGGUUUCUUAUGCCAUUGACAGGACUUCGGAUAGGAAGAGACAGUUCUCGAUCAACCAAGAAGGCACUGUCAGUAUUCAAAGAUCGCUGGAUAGAGAGGAUACUCCAAGACAUCAGGUUAAAAUCCUGGCGAUCGAUGAUGGCAUUCCUCCCAAAACAGCAACAGCCACCCUUACUGUCAUAGUACAAGACAUCAACGAUAAUGCUCCUACGUUCCUAAAAGAUUACAGACCUGUUUUGCCGGAACAUGUUCCUCCUAGGAAGGUGGUAGAACUGUUGGCCACCGAUGAUGACGAUAGGUCUAAGAGCAAUGGACCUCCAUUCCAGUUCAGGUUGGACCCUGGUGCUGAUGAUAUCAUAAGGGCUUCGUUCAAGGUUGAGCAAGACCAAAAGGGAGCAAACGGCGACGGCAUGGCAAUCAUUUCCUCUUUGAGGUCGUUCGACCGGGAACAACAGAAAGAAUACCUAAUCCCCAUCGUUAUCAAGGACCACGGUAAUCCAGCGAUGACCGGAACCAGUACCCUGACCGUAGUUAUAGGGGACGUCAACGAUAACAAGAUGCAACCCGGCUCCAAAGAGAUCUUCGUCUAUAAUUAUCAGGGUCAGUCCCCGGAAACGGAAAUAGGCCGAGUCUACGUCUACGAUCUGGACGACUGGGAUCUACCGGACAAGAAAUUCUACUGGGAGGGUCCGGACCACCCACGUUUCAAACUGAACGAAGAUACUGGCAUGAUUUCGAUGCGGCAGAACACUCGGGACGGUAAAUACCACUUGAAGUUCAAAGUUUACGAUAGAAAACACACACAGACAGACGUGCCUGCAAACGUGACCGUUACGGUUAAGGAAAUACCGCACGAGGCCGUUGUUAACUCGGGUUCCGUUCGCAUUGCCGGAAUAACAGAUGAGGACUUCAUCAGGAUCUGGGACUACAAGACCCAGAGUUUAUCGAAGAGCAAGGCGGAAAAGUUCAAGGAUAAGAUAGCCGACCUGCUGAAUACCGAUAGGGAAAACGUCGACGUGUUCAGCGUGCAGUUGAGAAGGAAGCAUCCCCCUGUUACCGACGUUCGAUUCUCAGCCCACGGUUCACCUUACUACAAACCGGUGAGGUUGAACGGGAUAGUUUUGAUGCACCGAGAAGAGAUUGAAAAGGAUGUUGGCAUUAACAUAACGAUGGUAGGCAUUGACGAGUGCCUUUACGAAAACCAGAUGUGCGAAGGGUCUUGUACGAACACUCUUGAUAUCAGUGCCUUACCCUAUAUGGUUAACGCCAACAAGACUUCUCUAGUAGGAGUACGCGUCGAUGUCUUAGCAGAAUGCACUUGUGGAGCUAGAAAUUUCAGCAAAGAAGAGAAUUGUCGCAAUAAUCCAUGCUACAACGGUGGUAGAUGUAUAGAAACCAGAUACUCGAUAUCAUGUUCGUGCCCAGCAGGUUAUAACGGUCCCAGAUGCCAGCAGACAUCGAGGAGCUUCCGAGGUAGCGGUUGGGCCUGGUACCCAGCCUUGGAAAUGUGUGACAAGUCACAUCUUCACUUCGAGUUUGCCACAAGAAAACCUGAUGGACUUUUAUUAUACAACGGACCAAUAGUCCCACCAGAAUCUGAUGAAACCAUGGUAUCCGAUUACAUAGCAGUGGAACUCGAACGCGGUUUCCCUCGACUACUCCUAGAUUUUGGAUCAGGAACCUUAGAACUCAGGGUGAAAACCAAGAAGACUUUGGACGAUGGAGAAUGGCAUCGGCUAGACAUAUUCUGGGACACCGAAAACGUGAGAAUGGUCGUGGACUACUGUAAAUCAGCUGAUGUUGCCGAAUUAGAAGACGGAACCCCGCCAGAAUUCGACGAUAGUUCAUGCCAAGCCCAAGGCACGAUUCCACCCUUCAACGAGUACCUCAACGUGAACGCACCCUUACAAUUGGGCGGUUUGUACGUUGAACAAUUCGAUCCCACGCAUUACCACUGGCAAUACAUGCCUGUGGGGAAAUCUUUCGACGGCUGCAUCAGAAACCUGUUCCACAACUCGAAGUUGUACGAUUUGGCGCACCCUGGACUGUCGAGAAAUAGCGCCCAUAGUUGCCCCCAAGCUGAUGAUAUGUGCGGGAGAACAGAAUCAACGGCAAGAUGUUGGGAACACGGAGCGUGUGUGGGUAGCUUUAACGAGGCGAAGUGUCAGUGUAAACCCGGAUGGACGGGUCCAUCUUGUACCAUUCCAACCAUACCUACAACUUUCAAACCACAAUCUUACGUCAAAUACGCCCUUAGUUUCGAACCUGAUCGUUUCUCCACACAAAUCCAACUCAGGUUCCGUACCAGAGAAGAGCACGGUGAACUAUUCAGGGUUUCUGAUCAGCACAACAGAGAGUAUGGUAUUCUAGAGAUCAAGGAUUCUAGACUAUACUUCAGAUACAACCUCAAUUCUUUGAGAACCGAGGAAAAAGAUAUUUGGUUGAGUGCAGUAGCAGUAGACGAUGGUCAGUGGCACGUAGUCAGAGUUAACAGAUACGGAUCUGCAGCUACGCUUGAGUUGGAUGGUGGAGAAGGUAGAAGAUACAAUGAGACCUUCGAAUUCACUGGACAUCAAUGGUUGCUUGUUGAUAAGCAAGAGGGAGUUUAUGCCGGUGGAAAGGCUGAGUAUACAGGAGUUAGGACGUUCGAAGUUUACGCAGAUUAUCAAAAGGGAUGUUUGGAUGAUAUCAGGCUUGAAGGAAAACAUCUUCCACUUCCUCCAGCCAUGAAUGGAACACAAUGGGGACAAGCAACGAUGGCUAGGAAUUUGGAGAGAGGUUGUCCAUCUAAUAAACCAUGUGCAAACGUUAUUUGCCCCGAUCCUUUUGAAUGUGUUGAUUUGUGGAACGACUAUGAGUGCACCUGCGGGGAGGGACGUGUUAUGUCCCCUGACAACAAAGACUGCAUGGACAAAGAUGAAUGUCUGGAUCUGCCUUGUCUCAAUGGAGGCACUUGCAUUAAUCUGGAACCUCAAUUGAGAUACCGCUGCCACUGUCUCGACGGGUUUUGGGGAGAAAACUGCGAGUUAAUCCAGGAGGGUCAGACCCUCAAACUCAGUAUGGGAGCUUUAGCGGCCAUUUUGGUCUGCCUGCUCAUCAUUCUAAUACUUGUGUUGGUAUUUGUGGUGUACAACAGACGGAGAGAGGCUCAUAUCAAAUAUCCAGGACCUGAUGACGAUGUCAGAGAGAACAUCAUUAACUACGACGAUGAAGGAGGCGGUGAAGAUGACAUGACCGCUUUCGAUAUAACACCCUUACAGAUACCUAUAGGUGGGCCACAUCCAGAAUUAGCGCCUCCUAAAUUAGGAUUUUCGAUGUUAGGAGUGGGCCUUGGACCAGAGCCGAAUGUCGGAAUCUUCAUCGAAGAGCACAAAAAACGGGCCGACAGCGAUCCGAACGCGCCACCUUUUGACGACUUGAGGAACUACGCAUAUGAAGGAGGUGGCAGCACUGCGGGAUCACUGAGUUCCCUGGCUUCCGGUGAGUUUCAGUUUUAAUCAUCAGAUAAGACCAGGCACCGAUGACGAUACGCAGGACUACGAUUACCUAGGUGCGUGGGGUCCCAGAUUCGACAAGUUGGCAGACAUGUAUGGCCAGGGAGAGGAGACUGAGUUGGAAGAAUAGUGUGUUUGAGUUAAUCGUGAGAGACAUAUUCCUUCACCUCGAAUUGCUUUACACGUACUGAACGUGCCCAAUAAGACUGUCGCAGUUUUACUGCAUAUAUAAAUAAUUUGUAGAAAAAUUUAUAUAUGGGCAAAACUUGUGAUAUCUCUCAUUUCCAAAAUGGCCGAUAUUUCCAACAGUUACCACUGCGUGUACAUUGCGUAGAUUUUAAGGGAAAGAAAACCUGGCGGGAAUCGAACCGUGGUCACAUCAGUCAUCGAGUUUUUCAUUAUUACCAAAGAUUUGAAUCUUAUAUGUAUCGUCCUAAGAUGUAAUAUAGCUAUUUAUUAAGCAACGAAUUUCAUAUUGACUCAAACGUUCGAUUCUUCAUGGCGUAUAUUGGAGAAAAAAGUAUUCUGCCGGCCUCCCAACUUUCAUUUGUCAACCCACUGCCACUAUUUAAUUAAGUAGUACCUAAAGGAUCCUGCAUGUUCAUCAAAAAACUUAAAACUCUGGAGAGAUUCAGCGAGUUUUGCCGUGAUGUUGCAUAAAUUUUAUUUCUGAAGCACAUGAUUACCUAUCCAUUUUCAUGUAAUGUUGAGCCAGUAUUCCUACAGUUUGAUAGUAGGCGAAGUCAUUAAUUUAUAGGUCAAUUUGAAAAUUUAGAUUAGUAAAUUGUGCGUGGGGAGGAUGCAAGUUGGACUGCAUGAGUUUUAAUCAUUACAUAUAUUCUCUGUUAUGGAUUAUUUUUAUUAAGCGAUUCCAUUCAAUACUUAAAGAUUAAAAUACUCAGUGAUGGUUCUCGAGUUUUGAAGAGCAAAUGAAGAGAAAUAAUCCAUUUCAGAGUGAGCGAAUUUUAGAUGUACAUAAAUAUCGUGAUCAUAAAAAUAUCGAGCACCAUAAUGUUGCCAUAUUGAUGAUAAACCCCUUAUUUUGGCGCUCACUCGUUUAGUUGUAGUUUGUAUAAAAAAAAACAUGGAUGAAAUGGGUCUGAGUGAAUGGUUGUGCGCCAGUGCCAAUUAUUAUAACUAAUAUAAAUGUAAUGAAAAUUGAAUGCUGUGUAACUAAUUAAUAUUAUGUGUUUGCACUUGUGUAUUGUUUAAAGAUGUAUACCUUACUAUUCUUAUGAUAUCGCACUAUGUAAACACCACUCAGCGAUCAUUUGUCGAUAUUCAUUCUGUCAAUUCGAAUACUCAUUCUUUUUUAGACUUUAGUUGAGUGAUUUCUAGUGAUUUUAUUGUAAAUUAUUCGAGUUUUGUCAUGAUGAGUUCGUAGAAUAUUUAUGUACUUUUUUGUAAAAGAAAUUAUUUGAGAUUAUAUUGACUUAAAUAAAACUCCUAGAGAUAUUA
Harmonia axyridis is the source of this 10709-nucleotide messenger RNA. It is a transcript of the gene CadN, whose product is annotated as neural-cadherin. NCBI's taxonomy places the organism in Eukaryota, Metazoa, Arthropoda, Insecta, Coleoptera, Coccinellidae. The record is from RefSeq and is a predicted model, not a curated record. Gene Ontology annotation, molecular function: cadherin binding; calcium ion binding. Gene Ontology annotation, cellular component: plasma membrane; catenin complex. The transcript has 23 exons. Bases 270 to 9254 code for a protein of 2994 amino acids. Gene Ontology annotation, biological process: homophilic cell-cell adhesion.